ACACAAACGAAUCACCAACUGUAAAAAUUUAUCUCAAUUCCGGUGCAAAAAAUUAAUAAAAAGGGCGUCUAAACUAUUAAAACUCCAAAAUGCCCUCGGAAAUGAUCACACUACAACUUGGCCAAUGCGGCAAUCAAAUUGGCUUUGAAUUUUGGAAACGUUUGUGUUUGGAGCAUGGAAUCUCACCAUCGGGCGUGCUGGAGGACUUUGCAACAGAUGGCGUCGAUCGUAAAGAUGUAUUUUUCUACCAAGCUGACGACGAUCAUUACAUCCCGCGAGCGGUCUUGCUGGAUUUGGAACCUCGAGUCAUUCAUACCAUCAUGACGUCACAAUAUGCAAAGUUGUACAAUCCAGAAAACAUUUAUUUGUCGAAGGAUGGCGGCGGUGCGGGAAAUAAUUGGGCUUCAGGUCACAGUCAAGGCGAAAAAUUGCAAGAAGAGGUCUUUGACAUUAUCGAUCGUGAAGCCGAUGGAAGUGAUAGUUUGGAAGGAUUUGUCUUGUGUCAUUCGAUUGCUGGCGGUACAGGUUCUGGUAUGGGUUCUUACAUCAUGGAACGUUUAUCGGACCAUUUCCCGAAGAAAAUUGUUCAAACGUACAGCGUGUUUCCGAAUCAAGAUGAGAUUAGUGAUGUCGUUGUUCAGCCAUAUAAUUCGCUUUUGACGUUGAAACGUCUUACAAGUUGCGCCGAUUGCGUCGUCGUUCUCGAUAACACAGCUCUAAAUCGCAUCGCUUCCGAUCGUUUGCACAUUGAGAACCCAACUUUCACGCAAAUUAACACUCUCGUGUCAACAAUUAUGUCUGUUAGUACCACAACGUUGCGUUAUCCGUCGUACAUGAACAACAAUUUGAUCGGUUUGAUUGCUCCCCUGAUCCCAACGCCACAAUUGCAUUUCCUUAUGACCGGUUACACGCCUCUCACAACAGACACCGAUGUCGCCAAUGUCCGUAAAACGACUGUACUUGAUGUCAUGCGACGUUUGCUGCAACCGAAGAACAUGAUGGUCUCCACGGGACCCGAUAAAUCCAAUCAUCACUGUUACAUUUCCAUUCUGAACAUCAUCCAAGGCGAAGUUGACCCAACGCAAGUGCAUAAAAGUCUCCAGCGGAUUCGUGAAAGAAAAUUGGCGCAAUUUAUCCCAUGGGGACCCGCAAGUAUUCAAGUCGCAUUGUCACGUAGCAGCCCUUACGUGCAAAGUAGUCAUCGGGUAUCGGGGUUAAUGUUGGCAAAUCACACCAGUAUUUGUUCCUUGUUCGAACGCUGCUUGAACCAAUAUGACAAACUAAGGAAACGCGGAGCCUUUUUGGAUCAGUUCAAGAAAGAGGAGAUGUUCAAAGAUGAUUUGCACGAGUUGGAUGAUUCGCGUGACGUGGUAGAUGCUUUGGUGCAAGAAUAUGAGGCAGCAACGCGAGACGACUAUCUCAACUGGCAAGCCACGAAAAAGGUUGAAGGUUGAAAAAAAUCACAUCAAACGUCGGUCGAAAAAGAGCUCUCUCAUCAAAUUUUUGGAUUUUUCAUUAAUUUUAGUGUCAUUUUUUGUUUAUUCUCAUGUCCUAUUAAUCUCGAAUGUUCACGUUUAACCCACUUUGGAGUGAAGAAGAACUGAUGUUUCCUAAUAAAAUGUU
Culicoides brevitarsis is the source of this 1623-nucleotide messenger RNA. Its product is annotated as tubulin gamma-1 chain. The coding region runs from base 90 to 1454 and encodes 454 amino acids. NCBI's taxonomy places the organism in Eukaryota, Metazoa, Arthropoda, Insecta, Diptera, Ceratopogonidae. Gene Ontology annotation, biological process: cytoplasmic microtubule organization; microtubule nucleation; meiotic spindle organization. The record is from RefSeq and is a predicted model, not a curated record. Gene Ontology annotation, molecular function: structural constituent of cytoskeleton; GTP binding. The transcript is spliced from 3 exons. Gene Ontology annotation, cellular component: gamma-tubulin complex; cytoplasm; centrosome.